ACAUGCGCACACCAGCGGAGAGUCUCGGCUGUGACCACUGACCAGCUAGCUUCCCCUCUGUGUCGAUCUGUUUUCCUUCUGUGAUUCUUUUAAACAUUUACUGUUUAAUAGUUGAACAUUUCGACUGAGCGAGGCUAAGCUGAUCGAGGCGUGAAAGAAUAUGCCAAAAAACAAAGGUAAAGGAGGUAAAAACAGGCGACGUGGAAAGAACGAGAAUGAGUCUGAGAAGAGGGAGCUGGUGUUCAAAGAGGAUGGACAGGAGUAUGCUCAGGUGAUUAAAAUGUUGGGGAAUGGACGUCUGGAGGCCAUGUGCUUUGAUGGAACCAAGCGGCUUUGCCACAUCAGAGGAAAACUCCGGAAAAAGGUUUGGAUUAACACGUCAGACAUCAUCCUGGUCGGGCUGAGAGAUUACCAGGAUAACAAAGCUGAUGUCAUCCUCAAGUACAACGCAGAUGAGGCUCGGAGUUUGAAAGCUUACGGAGAGCUGCCAGAGCACGCUAAAAUCAACGAGACGGACACCUUUGGGCCUGGGGACGAUGAUGAGAUCCAGUUUGAUGACAUUGGUGACGAUGACGAGGACAUUGAUGAUAUCUAAAAACCUGCUUCUGGAGGGGGAAGGUGGGAUUUUACUAGAGAUGCUCCAAUUGGGAUAUUUUGAGCCGAUUCAGUGCACCGAUAAUUUUUAUUAAAUUCAUGCCAGUUCAACACAGUUUAUUAAAUACAAUGUUUAUCAGUUUGUUUACCAUCCGUAGACGUCUUUGUUGUUUGGAGAACUUAAGUGCAUUUCACACGGGGUAAGCACCAUCAGUACUUUCAUUUCUUAUCAUGACUGAAUGUGAGAUGUUGCUUUAGAAACACUCGGUUGGUUGUAGCGGCUGCAGCAGGCUGCCUGGUGACCAGCGGUGAUGCAUGCAGUUUGCUUUUCCUGCCUUCAUGCAGUUGGAUUGGAGAGUCCGAGUAGGCUGAUCUCAAGCAUCAUAGAUGAGGAGACUAUCUGGAAUAUUGUUAAACUUUUACCUUUUUGCUUCUAGCAUCAACAAACGGCCAUUUUUCCAUCUCAUUCACUGACGUUUCUUUUAUUAUCCAAGAAACACUGUUUUGUAGAGGCGACACCACGACUGCAAAAUAAUCACAUAGCAUUUGCAUCGUCUUUUAAAAUUGUAUUUAUAUUAAUUUCACACUAUGUGGAAUUUAUAAACAGUACAGAAUCUCUGGAUUCGCUAAUAAAAAGAUAAACCAUUUAAUUUAUCUUCUUGGACAGUCUUUAUUGUAGCCUGUCAGACAGUUUGAAAGCUGCACUUUUUUGACAGAAGGAAGGUAAUACCUGUUUGGGUUUGUAUUUUUUAAAGUCAUUAUUUUGUUAAAGUCCUCUUCCACUGACGGCGCAUCACAAGAACUGUUGCUUUGUUUGGGUGACCCAUGGUCAAAUGAAGGCAACCACUCUCCUGGAAUCCAAAAAAGCAUCAAAUGUACUGCUGUUGUUUCCUUAUUUCUGUUUGUGUUUGUUUCCUUUUUCUGUUUUGAACUCUUUGCAACUCACUGUCGCUUAAACGCAGUAAAACUCGACUGGUUGGUCACCCUGUCUCACCUUAGACCAGCGGUUCCCAAACUUCUUCACCACAAAAAAGUCCACCAAUAAAACCAGUAAAACCUCACAGGACUAUCCAUCUAACACCCCUCUAGAAAACCAGUGAUUUAUAUAUAUAUGAACAUAUAUGUAUGUAUACAAACACACAGCAGAUUAUAUAUAUUUCCUUAUUCCGCUCCUCUGGACACCUGCCCAUGUUCCCUGAGGGGGCCCAGCACCUCAGUUUGAGAACCACUGCUCUACACUACACGAGCCUGUUGCUGUUCUUCUGUAACUCUAAAUUAAUAAAAUGUCCAAUGAUGUUUGAAGGCUGGGUUUCCAAUAAAGAACUUAACUCCA
This is a messenger RNA of Melanotaenia boesemani (Boeseman's rainbowfish), 1927 nucleotides long. It is a transcript of the gene eif1axb, whose product is annotated as eukaryotic translation initiation factor 1A X-linked b. Bases 161 to 595 code for a protein of 144 amino acids. Gene Ontology annotation, biological process: translational initiation. The transcript has 7 exons. Gene Ontology annotation, molecular function: translation initiation factor activity; RNA binding. NCBI's taxonomy places the organism in Eukaryota, Metazoa, Chordata, Actinopteri, Atheriniformes, Melanotaeniidae. Gene Ontology annotation, cellular component: cytoplasm. The record is from RefSeq and is a predicted model, not a curated record.